AUGGCUGCGCAGGCCAUAGACCCGCUGCACUCCGCUCGGCCAUCACUCCUGUCGCCUGCCCUGCCGCGCCUACCGGGAGGAGGCGGCGGCGGGCUUGGGCUAGCACCCACCGAGCCAUGCCUGGCGCCAGGCGAGUAUGGCCAGCCGCCACCGCCCAUCACGUGUGAUCCUCUGCCUCCGGAGGUGGCAGCCAAGCUGGCAGCAGGGGAAGGCAUGGCGGUGGCGCUGGAGGGCCAUAGCAAGCACAGCCAGCUGGAGUGGUGCCUGGAGCAGGCAGCGGCAGCGGCACGGCUGCAGCGGCGGCAUCCGGCCGAGGCGCAGCAGGCUGAGCGGCCUGCACGGGCCUCGACCAGGCCUGCCGCUCAUGCCCCCGCCGCCGGCGCCCGCGCCCGCGCUGCCGCUGCCCUCAGCAGCAGCAGCAGCGAGGAGAGGUUUGGGUCGGAGGGAGCGGUGUCUUCUGGUGCCUUGCACAUGCACAGCCGCGCAUCCGCUGUGCUGCAGGAGCCACAGGCUAUGGAGCACGAUGCUCCGCCAGGCGAGGCAAGCGAUGGUGGAGCGGCGGAGGCAGAGGCAGGCGCGGAGGCGGCGUCUGAGGGCCAGGCAGGGGACUCGGGUGCCCUGUUGGAGCAAGAGCUUGAGCAGGGUUUCGCCGAGUGUGCUUCAGGGGCUGCGGCGGAGGAAGAGGGGGAGCCUGCGGCAGCACCCGCAGCAGCACCUACAGCAGGAGCAGAGGCGGCAGCCGCGGCAGGGCCAGGCGCCGCGGCGCAGGAGGCAGCAGCGGCAGCGGAGGAGGAAGCACCGGGCGGUGGUGACGAGGGCGGCUGGUAUGAUUCGGGGUCGGAGGCUGCUGCUGGGCCGUCGUCCCCUGUGGCAAAGGAGGCAGCGGAGGGCGGGUCGGGAGCCGAGGAGCAGGCAGCGGGAGCGCAGUCGCCCGGCAAGCGCAAGCGCCCGCCCGCGCAGGAGGCUGCUAUCCAGGCUGCGCUGCACAAGCUCGGGGAGAGCGGCUGGCCGGAGUUCUGCCGCAAACUGUGCGAGCACGCGGAGCGGCGGGAGGCGUCGGCGGCAGCAGGUGGCGGCCGCGGGCGUGGGCGCGGGCGCAAGGGCGGACGCGGCAGGGGUGGCAAGGGCAAGGCUGGCGGCAGCACGGCGGCUGAGGAGGUGGGGGUGCAGGAUGUGCUGAACAAGAACAGCCGCCUGUUCCAUGAAGGCUUUGCUGCCGCAUAUCACGAGGCAAAGGCGCAACUGGACAAGAAGGAUACUAAGCGGCAGAAGGAGGAGAGGCUGAAGGAGCACAGCAAGCUGGUGGGCCGCUGGUCGGAGCUGAGCACCGUGCUGUCGGUCGGCGACUCGCUGCACAUGCAGGCGCUGCAGGGCCGUGUGCAGGAGGAGCAGGGGCAGUACAUGGCGCAUGUGCAGCAGAAGGCGGCGGGCGUCAAGUACCAGCACUGCACAGAGCGGCAGGGUGCGCAGCUGGAAGAAGACGAGAUGGGCAGGCGGCAGCGCGUGCACCGCGGCCUCCCGCGCUGCUACCGCCUGCGCGCGGUGCUGCCCGUCCCCACGCCUGCCGCCGCCGCUGCUGCGGACGCCGGACGGCAGCAGGCAGAAGGGCUGCCGCUGCGGCACGUGGCGGCGCUGCGGCGCGAGGGCCGCCCCCCGGUGUUUGUGCGGCCCGCCGACGGCGCCACCAUCCCUGGCAGCAACAUCUACCUGCCCUGUGUGGUGGAGGCGCCGCCGGGCGGUGCAGGCAGGGCCAGCGGCGGCAGCGGCGAGGUGUACCGCAAAGCAGAGGUCCCGCCGCUGGCAGAGGACCCACUGCUGGCCGAGCUGGCGCAGCAGGCGCAGCAGGCGCAGGAUGAGCGCGCAGCAGCCGCUCCGGCUGCUGAUGGCGCGGCGCAGCCGCUGUUCUGCCUGUCAGCCUCGGCCUUUGCUGCCAUUGUCAGCACGCCCAUGCUGGAAGGGGUGCCUGCCUGGGAAAUCCCGGUCACCAUCCAGCAGCUGCCACCGGCAGCGGCGGCGGGAGCCGGUGGGGAGCAGGCAGGCGAGCAGCAGCAGCAGCAGCAGGAGUCGGGCAGCGUGGUGGUGUGCUUGGAGAAGCCUCUGCUGCCGCGCAUGAUGACGCUUCGUGCCAAGCAGCAACGGCUGCAGAAAUAUGCUGUCCUCUCUCUUGGACUGCAGCAGCAGCCACAGCAGGAGCAGGGCGGAGAGCAGCCACAGCAGCAGCAGCCCAGGACGAGGCGCAGCACGCGAGGGACUGCAGCAGCGGCAGCGCCACUAUCACCGACGGCGCAGGAGCAGCAGCGGGCUGCAGAGGAGGGGGCGGAUGGCGGGGAGGAGGUGCCUCCCCCUCCGCCGCCACCACCGGCGGCGGAUGGGUGCAGCGGGGACGCUGCUGCUGCUCCUGCGGGUGGCGGGCAUGGAGAGCAGCGGCAUGUGGUGCUGGCGCUAUCACCUGAAUACUUGCCUGAGCCAGACCUAGAGGAGACUACGAUGGAGGAGCUGUGCUCCUGGUGGCUCAAGCUGCUGCUGCGCCCUGCUGUCAACACUCUGCUGGUGGCGCACGUGCAUGUGCCACGGGGAAAGGUGCAGAGCUGCGAGGAGCUCACCUCAGCAGACAUUGAGCGGCAGUUUGGCGGCGAUGGCGCUCCGGCCGAGCAGGGCGGCAGCCGCAUGCACCAGGCUGCGGCAGCCGGCCUGGAGCUGCUGCAGCAGCUGCUGCGCGCGGUGGGCCAGCAGCCUCCGGGGCGCUACCUGCUGUGCCGCGUGCCAAGGGACACCACGUGCUGCCUGUUCCGCGCCCUGCCGCCCGACCUGGAGGCAUCUGAUCAGGCCUCACCACUUCCCUGCAGCUCGACGGUGGCACGUGAGGGGACAGUCUAUGAUCUGCAUGCAGCCCACCAUCGCAGCGGCGCCACAGACCUGCACACGUCGCCCUUUGUGCCGCCCCGCUGGCGCCCGCUCAGCCCCGACCUUCCGCAGAUCCCAUUCACCUUCCCCCCCAGGUCUGGACACCUCGGCCGCAAGUACGCAAAGGCGCGGCAGCGCAAGGCUCUUCCCUAUGCUUGGGGGGUGCUGGGCGAGGGCGGCGACUUUGACCAGGCACGCAGGGCGGGGCCGCGGCCGCUGAUGCUCGUGCAGCACCUGGGCCAGAUCAGCAGGGCAGACUAUGCGCAGGCCAUCGGCGAGGAGCUGUAG
Molecule: messenger RNA, 3192 nt
Organism: Chlorella variabilis
Lineage: Eukaryota; Viridiplantae; Chlorophyta; Trebouxiophyceae; Chlorellales; Chlorellaceae
Exons: 14
Coding region: 1-3192 (1063 amino acids)
Biological process (GO): positive regulation of transcription by RNA polymerase III; snRNA transcription by RNA polymerase II; snRNA transcription by RNA polymerase III
Cellular component (GO): transcription elongation factor complex
Source: RefSeq, a predicted model, not a curated record